Messenger RNA from Toxorhynchites rutilus septentrionalis, 1870 nucleotides. RefSeq lists its product as uncharacterized. The transcript has 4 exons. Lineage: Eukaryota; Metazoa; Arthropoda; Insecta; Diptera; Culicidae. Bases 29 to 1768 code for a protein of 579 amino acids. The record is from RefSeq and is a predicted model, not a curated record.
CAGCGAAGGAAUUCACCGCCCGAUAGAAAUGAAUAUCGCCACGAAAACCGGCCUCAUCGCCAGCCCCCGGAAGCACAUUGUCCGUCCGAAGAAGGACUUCGACCCGGCCAUCCUGGCCCCAUGUGCGAUCACCCGUCAAGUGCCACUGGCGCUACGCCCCUUCGGUGGACUGUACAAUCCGUACUCCAAGGGCUGCUCCGUUCUGUGCAAUCAUCCGGCCGCCCAGGAGGUCAAAAAUGUUGUCCGUCUAGCUAAGGACGCUUGGAUCACCGAGGCCCGCAUCGUCCACAACGAAAAGUUGGGCCGGAAGGGUGAAAACAAACGCACCCUGUCCAAAGAUUCCGACCUGCCGGAGCACGUGCCGGAAGAGUUCUUCCGGCGGUACACGGACACGGACUCCCGCCCGCUGACUCCAACUCCGACCGUAGCUAGCGGGCGCACUCGAGCGAGUGUGGGUGGAUCCCACCUGACACGACGCUGUGUCACUCCGGAACCCCAGACGCAGAACUUGCAAGAACGUAAGCAGCUGAUACUGGACCUGCGCCGAAGUCACAGUCAGGAGACUCUGUACUGGAAUGCUUCAUCGGAACUGUCCCCGAGUCAGCUCCAGGAUCCUUCCUGGAUGCAGCAUCACAGCCAGAUACCUCCGACGGUCGACGAAGAGCAAGCACUUGGGGAGGGGCCAGAAUCGGACAAAGAGGGCAAGCCUACUCCAAUGACCUGUAUCAACGCUAUGGAGGAUGGCGAAGAAGACCCGCCGAGAAGGCGGGGCAAGCGAAGGAAGAAGUCCAAGUUGUUGGCGCAGACGAUUAGCUUCACCGCCAAUCAGGAUCCGGAGACUCAGGUGGCGACGAUAGAUCCGGACUCGCCGAACUACUCGGCGCGACCUUCGCUAGUACCGACCGGGCGCAGUCUACUGAGCUCGGCCGAGACACCUCCGAGAGUAUGCGCUGAAGAGCCCGUGGAGUACGUUGAGUGCUUCCUGGAUGAUGAGGCCUUGAGUUUACUGAGGCGUGGUCUGAACAUCGACAUCGUGGAAACGGUUUUUGACAGAUACAAAUCACGAGCGAUGCGGGAAGCCUUCCGAACUGCCACAACGGAUAAGUUGAACUUCCAAACAAGGGCGGUUAAACAACUGGAGGAAACGCUGGACAUUCACGACAUAGAUCACGAGAAGUGGAUCGAUCUACCGCGCAAAUUUUCCAGAUCUUCGGCACGUUUUGAGCUACCGAUGGACACGCGAACACUUUCGAUAAUGACACCGAUUGAGUACCUCAAGCGUCACGUCGUGCUCGGGGACGACCGGAAGAAGUUGUACCACCGGAUAUUCGUUCGCAACCUGCCGAGCGAGGAUGGGAGAUCGAUCCAGGAGUCGCAUGACAGCGACUCGAUUCCGGAGACGGAGAUUCACCACCCGCAGGAAAGCUUUCGCAAUCUGUUGGCCGAUGUGACGCGCGUCAUUCCGAUGGCGAACUUUGACAAAGCGAUGCACGAAGUGCUGGGAUUUCACGGAACGCCGGACAAGAUUUUCGAGAUCAGAGAGCUGCUGGAGUUGAACUACGAGUAUUAUCAGGAGAUUCCGAUCGAUUUUCGCUCGUGGUGUGGAAUUGUGGCCUUCGCGGAGCGGUACAUCAUUACGCAGGAUCGGGAUAAUGAUCCCUGUCAUGAGCUGGAGACUGUUGAUUUCGAAUCGCUGGAGCGGAGGAUUCGUUCCUCGAAGCCUUCGGAGAACUUGUGCACAGUGCUGCAUAUUAUUAAGAGCAAUUAAAGCCUGGUGGAGAUAUCAACCGAACGAAGCUCUCUCAACUAUCGAAUUUAGAAUUAUGUUCCCGCCCUGUGUUUUUUUUUUAGGUCUUUGAUUGAUGUGUGU